AUGAUAAAGUGGGAACUCCUUGAAGACCAAGCAGGCUAUGAUGAUGAUCCAACAAUUGUGACUGCUUUAGGGAGAAUUGAAGGUGAAUAUUACAUGUUCAUUGGUCAUCGGAAAGUAAGGAACACAGAGGAGGAUUUUGAGCAUAACUUUGCGGUGCCAACUCCACACGGCUACAAGAAGGCUUUGGGAAUGUUGAAAUAUGCUGAACAUUGUGGUUUCCCCAUUGUCAUAUUUGUUGACACAACUGGUUCUUUUGCUGAUUUAAAAUCAGAGGAGCUUGGUCAGGGUGAAGCAAUAGCACAUUAUUUAAGGACUUUAUUUGGCUUGAAAGUUCCAAUUAUAACGAUAGUGACCGGAGAAGGUGGACCAUGUGUUGCACUUGCAAUCGCUUGUGCGAACAAAUUGCUAAUGCUGGAGAACUCUGCAUUUUAUGUUGAAAGUACGGAUGCAAGCGCUACAAUACUGCAGAAAUUUUCUGCUGCAGCACUUAAGGCGCCUGAAAAUCUGAACAUUACUGCUCAAGAACAUUUUAGGCUAAGGAUUGCAGGUAGUGGCAUUCCGGAACCUCUUGGUGGCGCCCAUGCCAACCCCCAGCAGGCUUCUUCUUAUAUUAAAAAUGCACUUCUUAAGGCUAUGGAGAAUGUGGUUGGUUUGGCAUUGCCUGAGGAAUUGGAAUCUGUCCGAUUCCGGUAUUGGUUCCAAUGGUUGAAGAACUCUGUGGAAGUGGAGCCUGCUGAUUUUGCGUUGGUGGAUAUUGAUGGUGCAUUGUUGCUUGUACUGGUGGAAAAGCGUGCACCUUCUCAGGUUGAGGAGGAGGAAAGGCUUCUGGCUGGAUUUCUGGAGGCGGAGGAAAUGCUUGUGGUGGUGGAACAUGAUGAUAAUCCUGAGUAG
Oldenlandia corymbosa var. corymbosa is the source of this 891-nucleotide messenger RNA. Lineage: Eukaryota; Viridiplantae; Streptophyta; Magnoliopsida; Gentianales; Rubiaceae. The record is from the annotation of a GenBank genome assembly.